This is a messenger RNA of Rotaria sp. Silwood2, 690 nucleotides long. The record is from the annotation of a GenBank genome assembly. Lineage: Eukaryota; Metazoa; Rotifera; Eurotatoria; Philodinida; Philodinidae.
AUGAUUCGUACUGGUUUGGUAACUGGUGCUGCUCGAGGAAUAGGACGUGCUAUUGCACUUCGUCUUGCUAGAGAUGGUCUCAAUGUUGUUGUUAAUGAUAUACAAGCUAGUUCUUCUGACCUUCAAAACGUUCAACAAGAAAUCGAACAAAUGGAUACAAGUGUAGACGAUUGGGAUAAAAUUUUUGCAAAUAUGCGUGGUGUAUUUCUUUGCUACAAAGAAGCAGCUAAAAUCAUGAUUACACAAGGUAGAGGAGGAAAAAUCAUUGGUGCUUGUAGUAAUGCUGGAUAUAAACCACAUCCAAUGAUCAGUCAUUAUUCUGCUACAAAAUGGGGUGUACGGGGUUUAACACAAGCGGCUGCUUUGGAAUGGGCUCCAUAUAAUAUUACAGUCAAUGCUUAUUGUCCAGGAAUCACCAAGACAUCGUUGUUUGAUAGGUUUAAUGAAGAAUUGGCAGAAUUUCAAGGAAAGUCAAAGGAACAUCUUAUGGAAGAUCUUCUAAAAACUGUUCCACUUGGUCGUGUAGGAUAUCCAGAUGAUAUCGCAAAUUUGGUUUCAUUUCUUGCAAGCAAAAAUUCCGACUAUAUUACUGGACAGAGUAUUUUAAUGAAAAGUAAAGAAGGUCCAUUGACAAAAAGUAUUCGAUUUACAGCUGCACUUAUUUUACGUAAUAUUGCUCGAUAUUCAUAG